UGUACGAAAAACCGGAGCUGGGCGGGGCUGGCUCGAAGAAAGCGAAGAAGAAGAAAAGAGAAAUAAUAUGGAAUAUGGAUACAAGAUGCGAGUGGCUUUUGCGAUCGCUUCUUUGGCGGUUGUGUCAAUCUACUUUACUGCUCGGUACCGCAGUCGGCGUAAGCGGAAGAAUCCGCCAAGUUUGUGUUACUUACAUGCCGACCCGAAGCCACAGUAUGCUUUUAAGCGAGUAUUAGCCGAUAACUCGUACACUGCGUUCAAGCACUUGAAGCUCAACAACUCUACCGAUGAGAGGGCUUCAAACUCCCAUCCUUUUGAGGCAGAGAUUACAGCCUUAUUUAAAGACCCUCAGCCUCAAUUAGAAAUCAGUACUGAGAUUGAGGAGCUGAAGAAGAAAGAUACAUAUGUUUGGAUUGAUACAGAGUUGCAAUUAAAGGAGCUUGUCGAUGUAUUAAAUAAAGAGAGGUUCUUUGCUGUGGACACAGAACAACAUACUUUGCGAUCUUUUCUUGGGUUUACAGCAUUAGUUCAGAUUUCUACACAGCUGGAGGAUUAUUUGAUUGACACAAUUGCCCUGCAUGAUUUAAUGGGCAUUCUUCGCCCGGUUUUUGCAAAUCCUAUAAUUUGUAAAGUGUUUCAUGGAGCUGACAAUGAUAUUGUCUGGCUACAGAGAGAUUUUCAUAUCUACGUUGUUAAUCUAUUUGAUACCUCAAAGGCAUGUGAAGUGCUGUCAAAGCCACAGAAAUCACUCGCUUAUCUACUUGAAACUUAUUGUGGUGUGACAACAAAUAAAUUAUAUCAGCGUGAAGACUGGAGACAACGUCCCCUCUCAGCAGCAAUGAUACAUUAUGCACAAACAGAUGCACACUAUUUGUUGUAUAUUGCAAAUUGUUUGAUCACUGAGCUCAAACAACUGGAUAAUGGUAUGCCUUGUUUGAUAAAACUCUGCUUCGAUGACAAAUUCCAUUUUCUUCGAGAGGCUGGUCGACGUUCCAACAUGACUUGUUUGCAACUCUUCACAAAAGAGAUUGAAGCUUCUCCAGGGGAAUCUGCUGCAUUAUCAUUAUUUUCACGAUAUGUGAGUGGUGAGAGUUCUUCAGUUUCGAGUGAAACUCAGUUUCAGAACCUUGUGAGGCGACUAUGUGCAUGGAGAGACCUCAUGGCUCGCGUCCAUGAUGAGAGCUUGAAAUAUGUAUUACCAGACCAGUCAAUUGUUGCUUUGGCAAAUCAGCCUCCGGCAAGUGACUCGGAAAUAUGCAGUGUCAUAGCUCAGGCUGAUAUAAAUAUAGAAAUGGGUGUCAAUUCCAUGUUCUCUUCUCCAUCUCCUAUCGUUGGCAGCCACCUAAGUGAUGUCUAUGAUUUGCUUACAGACAAUUUAGGUAACACCGAAGAUAUUUAUUCAGUAAUUCUUCAGAAGUGCCUUGGUCCAAAUGGGAGUUGUCCAAUUUCUCUUUUUAAUUAUUCUUUGUUGGUUAGCAGUAAUCUGAGACCUAUGAUAGCCUAUAAACACCAUAGUGUAAGAAACUCAAAACAAGUUUCUCGGAAGGCUUCUCGAGAUUUGUUUGUUCAGAAAUUCUCUUGUAAAUCUCCUGUUUAUCAUAAUUGUCGGAUUUAUGCUAAUGAUGGGCGGCUGCUUUGUUACUGUGACCGGAAGAAGCUUGAAUGGUACCUCAGUCGGGAUUUGGCAAAACUAAUUGAUGAAGAUCCACCUGCUAUAAUGCUUCUUUUUGAACCAAAAGGUCGCCCAGAAGACGAAGACAAUGAUUUUUAUAUCCAGAGCAAGAAAAACAUAUGUGUUGGCUGUGGUGAAGGAAAUCACUACUUGCGGUACCGGAUAAUCCCAUCAUGCUAUAGAAUACAUUUUCCUGAGCAUUUGAAAAGCCAUCGUUCUCAUGAUAUUGUCCUGCUUUGUGUGGACUGUCAUGAAGUCGCCCAUGCUGCUGCAGAGAAAUACAAGAGAAAGAUAGCAGCUGAAUUUGGGAUUCCUCUCUAUGUUCAGAGGGUAAUUGAUCCAGGACGAGCAUCUGAAGUAGCCUCUGAAGAGGGAGGUGUUUCUCCCUUGCAGUUGCGAACGGCUGCCAUGGCUCUUCUGCGCCAUGGACCAAGAAUGCCUCCCAAUCGCCGUGAUGAACUGACUGAGACUGUGAAGAGGUACUAUGGAGGAAGGGAGAUAUCUGAGGAAGAUUUGGAGAGAGCAUUGCUAGUUGGCAUGAGUCCACACGAGAGAAGACGAUUUGAGAAGAAGAGAGGAUAUUCAUUUAAACAUUUAAGAGGUGCUGCUAUGGAGACAGUACAGGAAAAUCAUGGUGAUUGCUCACCCACAAUGGGAGUUCUGGACAUCAAAUUAAAUGCUCUGGAUGGUUCUGCAAAUAAAGCAACAGGCAAUGGAGAAAGUAGAGAGCUUAUUACGGUAAAGGAUGAUGCUGGAAACCCCAAUGCAUCUUCUGACGCUGGAGUUAACGGAGCUGCCUCUGCUAUCUUAACUGAACAUGUGAGCACAGAUAAAAAUUCUGGUUCUAAUGAGUUAAGUACCUCUGCUGUAGAUCCCGAUGAUAGCUGUCUAAGCAGAAGGGCUCCAAAUGGAAUUGAUGACUUAUCUAGAGAUGAAGAGUCUGCUGAAGCGAAACAUAAUCCAAAACUGUCACUCUUAGGACAUGGACCACAUGGAAAGCAAGUUGUUGAACAUUUACUGAAGGAAUAUGGCGAGGAUGGCAUUCGUCAGUUUUGUCAGAGAUGGAGACAAGUUUUUGUUGAAUCUGUCAAACCACGGUUUCUACCUGCUGGCUGGGACAUAAAUCACAGUGGCAGAAGGGAUUUCGGUGAAUUCAGUGUCUACAAUCCGCUCAGACAGACAUCUGCUGCUGGCACGUGACUUGCAACGACCUUAUUUUGGGACCUCCGAUGCUACUAUUUGUUCGUAUUUGUUGCUCUACAUUCUUGCCACCUUAGGUUAUUUACAGGGGCGGAACUUUGAAAUACGAUGGAAAGUUGUACAAAUUUCUGUGUCCUAAUUGCACGUAUCAGUAACUUGAUAUGGGAACAGGCUACACCGAGUUAGGCUUUAGCAUCUCAAGUUCUGCCGAUUUAAGUAAAUGAGUUCAAUCCGUUUGUACUAUUUACAUAUAACCAUCUUUAAAUAAGCAU
Messenger RNA from Neltuma alba, 3144 nucleotides. RefSeq names its product protein RRP6-like 3. Gene Ontology annotation, molecular function: 3'-5'-RNA exonuclease activity; single-stranded RNA binding; nucleotide binding. Gene Ontology annotation, cellular component: nuclear exosome (RNase complex); nucleolus. The record is from RefSeq and is a predicted model, not a curated record. NCBI's taxonomy places the organism in Eukaryota, Viridiplantae, Streptophyta, Magnoliopsida, Fabales, Fabaceae. Gene Ontology annotation, biological process: nuclear polyadenylation-dependent snoRNA catabolic process; TRAMP-dependent tRNA surveillance pathway; nuclear polyadenylation-dependent CUT catabolic process.